AAUUCUUACAAUGGCACCUUCUGUUUCCAGCCUUCAAUAUGAAUCAACCUCCGCUUCGCAAAGCAGGAGGAGCCCGAAAGGCGGGUUAACUUUCCGGAUACGAGGUGUACCUCUAAGCUGGGAUAAAAAACAAUUGCAAGUCUAUCUAGAGCACCAAGAGCCCGAUUCGCAGCCACUUGUCAAAUCUCUUGCGUCUGAAGUGGAUGGCUACUCUAAAACCGCUACCGUAAUUUUCCAGAGCCCAUUGCCUGCGGAGAAAACCAGCAGGCCUUGGAAUAUCUCACUGCCGGAAUCAGACAACCAUGAUGACGACUUAUCUGUCUCAGCCCUACCUUUGAGAGUAGAUGGGGCCUUUCUCGGCAUUACUACUCUGUUUGCGCCUCCUGUAGAAGAUCAUGGUGUUGAUAUCGUCGCUGUCUCUGGCCUUGGUGGACAUGCUUACGGGUCCUUCAAAGACAAGAAUGGGAACUACAUGUGGUUGCAAGAUGCCCUUCCAUUUGAUAUCACUGAUGAUGAUAACCAUCAUCCAAUGGCCCGUAUCAUGAUAUACGGCCAUAAUUCGGCUGUUCCAAGAAGUAACAGUGUGCAAGAUAUUGACGACUUGUCCUCCGCAUUACACUCAAGCCUCUUAUCUCUUGUUCAGGCUCCACAGCCAAAGCCUAUUAUUCUUAUGGGUCAUAGCUUGGGCGGCUUGAUCAUCAAGAAGGCAUUGAUCAAUCUGUCCAAGUCUCCCAGCCAGGGCGACCAAACCCUUUUCCGAGCGAUUUAUGGGAUCGUCUUUUUCGGUGUUCCACAUGGCGGUAUGGACAUUGCGUCUCUUAUACCCAUGGUCGGUGAUGGGCCUAACCGUCCCCUUGUCGAGUCGAUUGGAGCGUCGUCUUCUAUUCUAGAUGAUUUGGAAGUGAAUUUCCACCCGUCUUUGGGUGGUCAGGGAGAGAAAGAAGUCACUUGCUUCUACGAGACAGAGCAAUCGCCGACCGCGCGGCAGGAUGAAAAGGGCAGAUGGAGCAUGAGCGGCCCUCCAACCAUCCUUGUUACCGAAUCUUCAGCGGUUCAUUGUCGCUCAUGGGAAAAUGAUAACAUUCACAUACGCCCUAUCGCACGAUCGCACUCUGAUAUCGUCAAGUUCGGUCCAGGCGACAGUUAUUAUAAAGAUGUCCGAGAUAGGCUCUACGGACUCGUUCAGCGAGCUAUGAUGCUAGAAGCACAGUGAAUACGUCUAAUUCGCUGUGAGUGUGAGAUUCGCUGUGGAAUAGGACAACGAAUGUGAAGUAUCAGCGUGGGAAGUAAUAUUUAAGUAGAAACGACACUAUUUCAUGAAAUUUGCAGUCUCUAUAACAUCUUGCGUAUCCCUGCAGCUGGAAAAAGAAGUUUCAAGGCCUCUCAAAGCUCAUUUUACAAUUUAGGUGUAUCAUGUUGAAACUCCAACCCUCAGCUUAUUCAGAGCAUCCUCAUAUUUUGCCGGACUAUGAUCCGUCAACAUGCUCGUCCCGAACCGCACCUCUCCAAAGCGACCCUCCACAUCCUUCACAUACUUGAGCACAAUCCGCUGCGCUGGCCGUCCAAUAUGCUCCUCGUCCAAGAGUAGAAAAGCAUCUCUCCUCAGCACACGCUGCGUCUCAAGGGUAAACACCUCGCCCGGCGGGAGGAGUUUCUUGCCCUUCAUGCUCGCCCUCAUAUUCUCCAGCGCAGGAAGCAUCCACCUCUCUUCAUCGCUCACGCCUCCGCUGCUGGCGACUUUGCUGGCGCUGCGAUUAAAGUACCACCUCUCUGAGACAUUGUCUUGGAGGGCAUUCCAGAUACGCUGGCGGAUUUCAGACUUUGUGUUGUUUUCGUCGUUUUUGAACGCUAGGGCAACGCCUUGAAAGUCAUGGAGCAGGCCCAAGGAUAGAUGAGGCACCAAAUCGUUGCCGUGUACGACAGUGGUAAUGAGGCCGCGGGUGAUUUGACGCAGAGACGAUGACAUGACACCUGGAGGGCCAUAUGCAUAUACGUGUAUGCGGCGACCGGACGGAGGGCGAAUCUUGCUGAGCCUCACAUUGAUGAGAGCCUCAUGCGGUGGAGGCCUAACUGUGUAUGGCUCAGCGGAUGUGACGAAACCAGGGCCACAGGGGUUAGGCUCAGACAACAUGAUUCCCAGCAGCGAGGUAACGCCAGCUCCCAAUGAGUGUCCGCACAACACGAGCCCAUAAUCGGGGAACUCGCGGAGAGCUUCUUGGAGUGUGACCAAAACACGGCCGUCAUCGCCAUAUAGUAGCCUCCUAGCAGAGGCAUGAAUGCCCUUGUGAACGCGAUACCCCUUGCCUCUCCAGACCAGUCUAUCGUACUCGCAGGUCAGAUCCGCCAGCACGUCUUC
Messenger RNA from Trichoderma atroviride IMI 206040, 2356 nucleotides. RefSeq lists its product as uncharacterized. The record is from RefSeq and is a predicted model, not a curated record. Lineage: Eukaryota; Fungi; Ascomycota; Sordariomycetes; Hypocreales; Hypocreaceae.